ACAGCGAACACAUAACACUGUAUUUGGAAACGUUGAACAUAAAGUUAUGGUUUAAUUCUUGCACACCACCCUAAAAUUUUUCACUCGGUUCUCUACUAGCCUGAGGUACCCUGAUCAACAUUUAAGAUAAAAACGUCUGGAUGGGAAGGUGUGUUACUGCUGAUUGUAAUUAUCAUAUUGAUCUACAUAUAUAGUGUAAAUAAUCGAAAACUGUUUUAAAGUGUCUCAAAACUAAAACAACAAGAAACCUGAAGAAUAAAAAUAAACAUUUUGAAGCUGAAGCAUUUUGUUUCAAUUCAAUUCUGAAAGGAAACAGUCACUGUAAAAUAAUUAUUAACCAUUGGGAAAAAUCAGAGUUUAAAACUCUGUAAACUACUGGAUUAAAACACAAAAAGGUGUAAUAAGCAAUGGAAAGACUGCUCCUCUCCUUAAUUUUCCUUGGAACUGGAACCAGUCUUGUACUUUGUACCCUAGACUGUGACGCUUCCUGUGUGUCGUCAAACCAGUUUGAACUUGAUGUUAGAGUAGAUGGUAGCAAUAUAGAACUCAGUUGGACUUUCAACCAAUCAAAACCUAUCUAUGGAUUUCAAAUGAUAAUCUAUGAUGAUGACGACUAUAUCACCUAUGAGUCACCAAUUCUACACUUUUCUGAACGUUCAAUGUCCCUGGAACACGAGCUUGAAGGACGGUCUAAAAUCUGUCUUGCUAUUUAUGAAAAUAAUACCAAGAUUCUUGACAAAAAAUGCGAUAAAAUUGUGAUAAAAGACCUUAAAAUUAUCAUCGGAAUUCUAGCAGGCACAAUCUUUCUAAUCCCCUGUAUUGCUGCCCUAACCUACGUGAUCUACAAGGACUACAAAGUCAGGUUAAUUGAACAGUUCGAGGAGAUUGACCCGCUUAUAGAAACCAAAAGAAAAAAGAUUCAGGUUAUUGUAGCUAUUGAAGAAGAAAAGAAAGUUGAUAAGACCGAUAAAAAGAAGAGUGUAAAUAGUGACACUGUUGUGGAAAACAAGGCAUACGUUCACGAUGAACCUGAAGAACAACCUGCCAAAGCUGAUGAUCCAAAAGUUCUAGAAGCUUCAGUAGAACCAGAUGAGCUAAAUACAACAACUAGUACUAUUGAAUGUGGUGAUCCAAUAAAUGAAACUGAAACACCAGAUAAAAGUAAUGCAGAAGACGAUACAAAAGACGAUAUUAAAGAUUGUAUAUGUAAUGACAAUAUAGAUAAUGUGGGCAAUGCAACAAUUACUGAUCAUCCAGAAGAAAGUGAAACAGUUAGAGAUGAACUUAAAACGGACUCUGUUUGUGUAACUGAGGAAGAUGUCUCUGGAACAAAUUUAUAAUCAAUAUUUCUUUACAAUUAAUCGGCAAAAGUGAUUUUCUUUAAACAAUGUGGGGUUUGUUUGUUGUUUGUCUUUUUAAUGGACACCUCUUAAUGGAUACUGCUUGACAUAGGAACAAAUCUAUAAUCAACAUUUUUUAUAAAUAGCCAGCUAAAAGUUAGAUAAAGUGGGGUCAUUUUUUUGUAUUAUCUAAAUGGAUACUGUGUGACUUACAAAGAUUUAAUCAAUACAUUUCACAAUUUAAGCCCGCUAAAAGUUGUUUCCUUUAAAAUAUAUAAAGCUCUAUAUCUGCUGUCUGCAGUUUACAAAAUUUUUGUUUGAAUUUGGAAAAAGAGUAAUUACAUAAUGCCUGUAUAAAGGAAAUAUGAAUUGAUGGUAUAUUUCCUUUUGAGUGAAUGGUGUGAAUGCAAAAACUUGCAAAUGGUUGAAAACUUACUUAUAAAAGCACCACAAUAUUUUGUUCAGGUUCAUAGUUACAUACUUUUUAAAUGUGCUUAACAUUCUAUAUAUGAACUCUUUCUAAAAAGGACCAUUAAUUAUGGAAACAAUAUAUAUUAAUUGUUUUUGAUUUUCAUAAAAAAUGUUCACUACUGUUAAGCUUUAUACCUUUUAUAUUGUGUGUUCUAGGCUUUGUUUGUUGUUUAGUUUUUUUUCCUUCUCUGUUUAAACUGAUUUCAUCAGAUACAAAAUCAUGGAGGGCAAAUACAAAAGAUGUUAAAUUUUGCAUGAACUUUUUAUGCAGUAUCGCUAACUAUUUAAAUAAUCAUAUCUCUACCAUCAUAACUGACUAUUUUUAUCAUUAUAUAGUAAUGAUUUUAGCCCUUUUACUGUAAGGGUUAAUUCGGAUUAAAUUGACUGAUUUAUCAUUAUAUGUAAUUUUUGUGGAUAUCUGUGCUUUACGCUUUGUUAAAUCCCUGUAUCAUUUAUACACUUGAUAUUUUUACAGAAGUUUAUAAUAUUAUGUAUAGGGACAAUUAUCAAAUUUUCAAAAAGAAAAUCAUGAAAUUGACUGCAUGUUAGCUUUACGAUAAUUAUAUAAUCCAAAUGCUUUGUACAUUGUAGUAGUCAUAACUGUUUUUUGUUUAGUAAAUAGAAUAUACUGAAUGAGUUUAGAUUCAAUAUCGAAUUUUAAUGAUUGACCGACUUGAAUAAAAUUCAAAUAUACAAGCCUAAGGCAAGUUUUAUAUUAUUUUA
Messenger RNA from Ruditapes philippinarum (Manila clam), 2534 nucleotides. RefSeq lists its product as uncharacterized. Lineage: Eukaryota; Metazoa; Mollusca; Bivalvia; Venerida; Veneridae. Bases 408 to 1340 code for a protein of 310 amino acids. The record is from RefSeq and is a predicted model, not a curated record. The transcript is spliced from 3 exons.